GAGGAGAACUUCUGCAGUCCGCUGGUCGGGCUGUGCAAGAUAAUCAUAUUCGACUUGAACGAGAGCGAGCGAGCGUCUGUGCGUGCGUGUCUUAGUGUGUGCGUGCGUGUACCCUUCGUCCUGAACAUUUGAUUUGCAGAAUGGGUCCCAGCGGGCUGGCCUUCCUUCUGCUCGGGCUGAUCUGCUCGUCAUAUCUAGCAGCGUCCGAAACGAACGGUGAAUCUCUCAUAUACUCAAAUUCAAGAAAUGGCACAUCUAAUCCAAAUACAACAACGCCUAAUGGAACCAUAGCGCCUACCGGUCCAUCUAACGAAACAUUGCCGCCUCCCGUUUCAUCUAACGGAACUAUAGCACCUACCGGUCCAUCUAACGGAACAUUGCCACCUCCCGUUUCAUCUAACGGAACAUUGCCGCCUCCCGUUCUAUCUAACGGAACAUUGCCACCUCCCGUUCCAUCUAACGGAACAUUGCCACCUCCCGUUCCAUCUAACGGAACAAUAGCACCUACCGUGCCAUCUAACGGAACCAUAGCGCCUACCGUUCCAUCUAACGGAACAUUGCCACCUACUGUUCCAUCUAACGGAACAUUGCCACCUACCGUGCCAUCUAAUGGAACUAUAGCGCCUACCGUUCCAUCUAACGGAACAUUGCCACCUACUGUUCCAUCUAACGGAACAGCGCCACCUACUGUUCCAUCUAACGGAACAGCGCCACCUACCGUUCCAUCUAACGGAACAGCGCCACCUACCGUUCCAUCUAACGGAACAGCGCCACCUACCGUUCCAUCUAACGGAACAGCGCCACCUACCGUUCCAUCUAACGGAACAUCGCCACCUACCGUUCCAUCUAACGGAACAGCGCCACCUACCGUUCCAUCUAACGGAACAGCGCCACCUACUGUUCCAUCUAACGGAACCGCGCCACCUACCGUUCCAUCUAACGGAACAGCGCCACCUACCGUUCCAUCUAACGGAACAGCGCCACCUACCGUUCCAUCUAACGGAACAGCGCCACCUACCGUUCCAUCUAACGGAACAUCGCCACCUACCGUUCCAUCUAACGGAACCAUAGCUCCUACCGUUCCAUCUAACGGAACAUCGCCACCUACCGUUCCAUCUAACGGAACCAUAGCUCCUACCGUUCCAUCUAACGGAACAACAACGCCUACUGUCCCAUCUAACGGAACAACAACGCCUACUGUCCCAUCUAACGGAACAACACCGACUACAAAACCAACCACAAGUACAGCCCCUCCAACUGUGACUGAUGUCGACGAAUGCGCCCUGCCAACGACUUGUCCAGCCCUGGCAAAGUGCAUCAACACCGUGGGCUCGUACCGCUGCGAGUGUCCAAUCGGCUACUUCUUGAAAGAAGAUGAAAACAGCUGCAAUCUGGCAAAGACUUUUCCGUCUCUCCUGCACUUGGCGAAUAAAAUUUUACACCUGACAUGGAAGACAAAAGCUCAGAAGCCUUUAAAGAGGUUUCCCUUCGUAUUUUGAAUCUGAUUACAAAUGCGUUGAACAACGAUACAGGCUACCUUGGCUCUGAAGUCAUUAGGCUGAGACCGGGAAGCGUGUUUGCGGACGUCUCGAACAUGUACGACACAGCCUCUGCAAUUACGAAAGUCGACGUUGAUGCUGCUGUGAAAAUUGCUGUUGAAAGCUGCAAUCAAGCUUCAGGAGGAUGUCAAGGCUUGACUUCUCAAAACAUCAAUCUGUGCGACGUCAACCCGUGCUUCGACAACAUUUCCACGUGCACGGAAGAGGUGGAGGGCUUCCCGACGUGCACCUGCCUGCCCGGAUACGUGAAGGCGGAGUUCGGGGACAUCUGCACGGUUUGUCCCAUCGGCUCCAGGGGGAAUGAUGAAGGAGUAUGCGUCAAAUGCGACGGCUACGCCACUGGAAUCAACUGCUUGGACUGCCCAGACGGCUACACAAAUGAGAAUGGAGUGUGCAAAGAAUGUUCCUUUGGAUACAGUGGGAAGCAAUGCAAAGAACCCUUCCUGCUCGUGGUGGUGGUGGUCUCGGUCAUCGGAGGAGCUGCCCUCAUUGCGCUCAUCACCGCAGUCAUCGUGCUGAGCUUACGGAAACAUUCCACGAAAGGGGAUGUCUUUACAAACUCUUCGAAUUUCCGCAUGUCGUAUCGCGCGCACUCCAAGUCGCUCCGUUCGCAAGUCGGCGACGCGAAAGCACUGGCCAAGGGAGGUAAUCCGUACGAGGAUAUUGAACCGGUAACCUUCACCAACCCCGCGUACAAGAAUGACAAGUCCUCCUCCUCGGAUGUUUACUACUAGACACCCCCCAUUAAUCGCAUGCCAAGUCAGGGAACCGAACAUCGAUUCACUCUGACUAAUCCAACCCGGUAACAUGUACGACACUGCAUAGUCUCUGAUUAACAUAUUCAUUAAUCGCAUGCCAAGUCAGGCUAUCGUAUGCCUAGUCAGGGAACCAAACAUUGAUUCACUGUGACUAAUCCAACCCGGUAACAUGUACGACACUGCAUAGUCUCUGAUUAACAUAUUCAUUAAUCGCAUGCCAAGUCAGGCUAUCGUAUGCCUAGUCAGGGAACCAAACAUUGAUUCACUGUGACUAAUCCAACCCGGGAACAUGUACGGCACUGCAUAGUCUCUGAUUAACAUAUUCCAUGUGUAUGUUCAUUAACUCUGACCAAUCCAUUCUAGAUUUGAAGCUUUCGUGACUGCAAGGAUUCAUAUUCUUAGGUUUUUUCGGUAAAGUCACGUAGGUAAAAAAAUAAAAAUUAAUAAAAGUAAAAUAAAAAUAAAAUAAAAAAGCUUCCGUCUUCAGGUGGAACCGUCACAGCACGAUAGCUGUAUCAAUUGUUUAUUAUUAAUUGUUUUACCUACGUGACUUUACCGAAAAAACCUAAGAAUCUGACUCAUCCAACCGGAGUAACAUAACCCAUUGUGAUGUAUGCGACUACAUCGCCCCGCCCCCUUCUCUGAUCUUCGCACCUGAUUGGCUUACGAGUGAUGACGUCACCUUCACUCUAUUUAAGACGGGAAACAGGAGGACAUCUUCACAAUUCUGGCAAAGUCGCCUGAUGAAGCUGGUUGCAAUCGCCAGCGAAACGUCACGAGGACUCACAUUGUAAAUGUCGUGGGUUCCUCUCUCACCAACACACAAACACCAGCAGCACAAUCGGGAUACAACGCAAGGAAUGGGCAUGUUUUAUUUACGUGGCAACCCCUUGAUAAUUGGCUGUGUCGGGUGGUGAUGGAGCUUAACAAUUCUGUUUACGCGAUCUAAGCCAAAGUAACUGUUCCGAUUUAAAGCUUUCGUGACUGCAGGGAUUCAUCUUCUUGGUUCUUUCGGUAAAGUCAUGUAGAAGGGAAGUAAUAAAAUACUGUAAUAAAAAUAAAACAUGAUAAAAUAAUAUAAUAAAAUAAUAAAACAAUAUAAUAUAGUAUUAUAUUAUUUUAUGUUUUAUUUUUUAUUAUUUUAUUACUUCCCUUCUACGUGACUUUACCGAAAGAACCAAGAAGAAAAAGUAACCGAAGACAUUGAACGUCACCUCCUCGAAAAUGCUGCCACGAUAAGAUGUCACAUUGCAUGUGUGUGUGUACGUUGGGACUUCUUUCACACCGUGCAUAGUCAAGCAUGCUAAACGGUGGUACGGGGGGCACAAUAAAGUGAUGAUUACCACGAUAUGAGUUUCCAUUACUUUUGUCAUGGUGUUUUAAAUGUUCAUAUUAUUUUAAUAGUGAUAAUAAGACUUUUUUAUCCUUUAUAUUAAGUUCGCUUGCUUGCUUACGACCGUGCAAAUCUUUCGGUCGUUUUUUAACACACUUCCCGUGAUCCAAUCGAGCUGACAUUUUGCACACAGACUCGUUGUGCGUGACAAUGCAUUUUCGUGAAAACAUAUUUCCAAAAUUUUACACUGUGUAGGGAAAAAAAUUAAAAUAUUUAAUUACCAAUUGUUUAAUGCUGCCAGACAAUCAUCUGACCCAUAGGUGGCAGCCAUCUCAAGCCAGAGGACGAGAGGACUCUAGCCGCCCCAAUGCCACGCAAAUAAAGGAUUUAUAGUGAAAAACUUUGUUUUUACGGGUUUACUUGUUUUUAUAGUCAAGUUAUUCUUGCAAACCGCAGUCUCACUGAUCGCUGGAGGUGUGUACAGAUUGAGGUAUCUUCAGCCAAUAUUUUGAGUCGGUUUGACACGCGGCAGUCUUUCGCGACCAAUAUUAUUCCGAAUAAAGGUUUUUGGGCGACAUCGCGUAAGUCUAAAUGUGUCGCAACCCUCCACCUGCCCGACACAGCCAGCAAGGUUUGUCACGUGAACAACGCUUGCCAAUGAGUGACUACUUCAGCCCACCGGUGUGUCGGAGAGUAAAUCCACAACAUUUACAAUUUGGCAGAAUAUCCUGGCAAAUCGCCCGAUGAUGCCGGAUGUAAUUACCAGCGAAACGUCGUCCUCAAAAACCCGUACUAUGAAUAUUUCUUUAUUAGCAUGGCAGCAAAACCAGUGCACCUGGUGAAAACUCACGCGGAUGCGAUUUGGCACCAACAUUCCAUCCCGCGAAAGAUGGGACAGAUUUGAGAUUAAAUUUCGAUUUAAAGCUUUCGUGACUGCAGGGAUUCAUCUUCUUGGUUCUUUCGGUAAAGUCACGUAGAAUGGAAAUAAUAAAAUAAUAAAAAUAAAACAUAAUAAAAUUAUUCUCACGACGUUUCGGCCACAACGCAAGCAGCCGUCCUCAGGUGGAGAACAGGUCUGUCUUAGGCCUGCAGUGACAACUUCAGUGGUUCACGUCUUGGUCUUGUGCUGCGCGACUCAAUUGAGAAUGAGAUUGUGCGGAAAACGCAAUUUGAAGAUGUUAUUUUCUAAUUAUUGCAAUGAAAAAAAUCUCGAAAAGGUCAUCUCCGGUGUUAAUUUCUCUCACCUUAUGAAAUGAAAAAAGAUUGACAUUG
Lethenteron reissneri (Far Eastern brook lamprey) is the source of this 4922-nucleotide messenger RNA. Its product is annotated as mucin-13-like. NCBI's taxonomy places the organism in Eukaryota, Metazoa, Chordata, Hyperoartia, Petromyzontiformes, Petromyzontidae. The record is from RefSeq and is a predicted model, not a curated record.